GAAAAAUUUAAAGACAGCCUAUAACAGAAUAAAAUUAACAGUUUUGAAAGGAAUUCAAAUUGAUGACAAAAGAUUCACAGCUCAAGUAUUGUUUUUAUUUAGAGGCAUCUAUUUAAUAAGAACCUGUGACAUUUUAGCGUUCAUUGAGGAAAAGAUUAAAAACUGCAAAAAAAUGCUAAGUUUAGUUACAUGAAUUUAGAUUAAUAAGGUGGUUGCACUGCCUACUAUAGAAAUAGCAAAGUUAGUUUCUCAAGCUAGUUGAAAUACCAAAAGCAUAGCUCCUGUGGUACCACAAUCCUAAGGAAGAGGUUGAAUUAGUUGCCAAAGAGGGAAUCUCUGUUCUGUAGACAUGGUUGGCAGUGAAAGAAAUCGCUUCGACCCAAGAGAGGAACUAUGCAAAGGGAAACAGGUGCAAAAUGAGGAGAUUCUUCCCAAGAUUUACUGAUACAGCUGUACAUAAGGCCAUCAAAAAUUAUGCCUAAAUAUCCUUACGAAGAGGCAGCAUGCAUGUGCAUUUUGACAUCCCUGUCCCCUCAUAGUUUGCUACAACUUUUGCUAGGGGGUCAUUUGCCCUGGCGCAGAAUGGGUUGUAGGGGAUGGGUGUGAGUGGUUUUUUCAGUGUAAAGUCCAACAGGUUACUUUUAACUUACUGGCAGUUUAAAUUGCCAGAUUUUGAACUGAGGAGUGUACCAAUACACAUUCCUUCCUGUUGAUUUCCAGGAAGGGAGAGAGACGGGCAGGAACAUUUAGCUGAGGAAUGGAAUGGACAACUGGAGGUGGUAACUUUUUAAACUUCUGGGGGGCAAGAAUUGCUAGAGUUUGUCUGUCAGCAGGCUGUGUGUGCCUGCUGUCUGACACGUUUCUGGGUUUAGUAAUGUCUCUAAGUACACACAUGACUUAUUUUGGAAUCUUCUGUAAUACUCUUAAUAGUUGAGUUAUGUUAGGUAUCCAAAGAGGUCUGCAACAAAUACUGUAAAUAAACUUACUGUGUUUCUAGCAGAACUCAGAUUUAAUUUACUUGUAAGCUUGUUGGUCAUACCUACUUCCCUUCUGGGUAGAACUUAGCUGUCAGUGAUUAGAUGUACUGGUUAAGCACAUCAAGCAUGUUCAUGUGAUAAUGUGACAGCAGAAUUGGUUGAUACCAGACUUGUAGCUGAAGGGGUAUCUGUCCCCAUUGUGAGAAGCAGCUCUCCAGUGGUGCAUAACAAAGGGAUACAGAUUUAAUAUUACUAUGUUAUUUUUUCAUGAACUGAGAAAGCAAGCUAGAAUUUCAUAAUCACUUAAGUAUCUGAGUUACUUUGUAUGCUUUUAAAUACAUGUUGUAUGGAGAAUGUCAGUUAUGUGCAGAGAUACUGAUUGAUAUUUAAUCCCUGACCAGUAAUUCUAUUCUUUGGAAAUCCAGCCUUAAAAGUCUGUAAACUAGAAUUACUUUCUAAGAUAGAAGUAGUAUUUUCAACUGCUAGGAAAGGCAGAAUACCUCAAAUAUACCAUUUUGAAUUCAUUAAGAGCAGUAGAAUAAGCAAUCUUUUCAUGAUGUUAAUUUAAAAAUGAAAGGUUGCAUCAUUCAAGUACUCAAAUAACGUGAUUUGUAUAGACCCUAAACUGUGUCAGACCAAUGAUUGUAAUACACUGGAGGAAAAACUACCACCAUACUGCCCAAAGGCAUAAAUUUGAACUUUCUAGAGCAAUUCAAGAACUGGUGGAAAUAAUGUGCUACACCAAAAUACAGAGAGAAAGUAUACAUGUUACAAAACUUUUAUAAAUUUUUGUGCAUUAAAGCUCUUUUAAAGGAACUGUUGUGCUUCAUUCUUAAAGAAGACAAAUGGUGUCUAAAUAUCUAACUGUUUAGUAGUGGGUGUCAAUAGCCAGAGCUCAACUAUGAGGAGAAGUGUUUUAAGACACUCAUUUUUCCCUGUUGUGCCACUAAAGAUGUCAUUGCGCUGCAUUUUCAAACAGAUUUUUAGUUAAAGUCUUUGGUUAGGUUAUUAGGCUAUUGGCAGGGAUUAUGAGAACUGCAGAAAUCGAAUAAAACAUAACUUUGGUUGUGAGUUGUAACUUCAUGCUGUAUGGUUUGUGUAGAUCCUGGAUAGACAUGGCAUUCAGGAAGAAAAGCUGUCAAAAGGAGAUAGGAACCUUUCAUUUGUUUGGAGUGUUGUGUCUGAUACAAUUAGCAACACAACUCUCAGUAGCACAGAGUCUGUACUUCAGCCACCUCUUGAUUGUUUUAUGAUUGAAAGAAAUGAGUAGGAUUUAUAAUUGCAAUUGGCUGGAAGUGCCAUGGGGAGAUGGAGAUUUAGGUUCUUGGGCAGAUCGCUCACCUCUGCAUGAGGCAGCCAGUCAAGGACGUCUUCUUUCUCUAAAGACUUUAUUGUCACAGGGGUACAAUGUAGACACACUAACAAUUGACCAGGUAACUCCACUCCAUGAAGCCUGCCUGGGAGAUCAUGUAGGAUGUGCAAGAAUCCUCCUUGAAGCAGGAGCAAAUGUAAAUGCUACAACGAUUGAUGGAGUGACACCUUUAUUUAAUGCCUGUUCGAGAGGCAGUGCAGCAUGUGCUGAGCUCCUGUUGCAGUAUGGUGCCAAAGCUCAGUGGGAGUCCUGUCUGCCAUCACCAACACAUGAAGCAGCCAGCAGAGGUCACAGUGAAUGCCUGGAGGUACUGAUAUCCUGGGGUAUAGAUGUUGAUCAAGAUCUUCCUCAUUUAGGAACACCUCUGUAUGUAGCUUGUGUUUCACAGCAGAUCCACUGUAUUCGAAAGCUUCUUUAUGCAGGUGCCAACGUGCAGAAAGGAAAGCAUUUGCAGACUCCACUCCAUGCUGCUGCUCAGCAUUCUAGUACAGAGAUUGUAAAUUUACUCCUUGAAUUUGGGGCAGACAUAAAUGCCAAAAAUUCAGAUUUUGAGAGGCCUGUUGAUUUAGCUGCCCCAAGCAGUUUAGUGGAGGGACUGCUGCUCUUCCAUGAAGCCACACCAUCUUCUCUUUGUCAGCUCUGCCGACUAUGUAUCCGAAAUUACAUAGGAAGAGCUAGACUGCAUCUUGUUCCACAACUUCAGUUGCCAACAAUACUUAAGAAUUUCUUACAGUACAGAUAACAUAGUAAUUGAUUGUUAGAAACUUAAAUAUAGCAAGUACAUUUUCUUCUGUUUAUUGUACGUUUUAUCUAAAGAACUGCUGGGCGGAAAAAAAAGCCUUUUGCAUAUUGCUUAAAAAAAUCCUAUCUUUGACACCUGGUGUUUGUAAUGUAAUAGUAAUUGGGAGCCAUUCAGCAACUAGUGCCAAGGUGCUAAUCCAGCUGAAUUGAAUAAGUGUGCUGAUACUCUGGGACAUGAUUGUACAACUUUAUCUUAACCCCUAAUAGCUUUAGUGCUGUUAACUUUAAUUGUGUUUAUGUUUUUAAAAUCCGUUUGACACACCUGAACCACGGAAAGUUUCUUCAUUAUUAUUUGUUAAGUUUGUCCAUUUGGAGUCAAUAUUUUAUGUAUUUUUAAAUUUCUGUUGUUCAUGUACCUAAAAAUACUUGGUGAUGGGUGCACUUUAUGCAUUGAGGGUGCACUAUAUGCAUUGAUAAAAAUAAAGCAAUUAGAUGUCAAUUCUUUUUCUUUAUAAAGACAAUUCAUUAAUCACAGUGAGAAACUUCCUUUACUCUUCCUCACUGCCUGUGCUGUGAAUUGUAAUUAAGCUGAUGUGAAC
Sturnus vulgaris (Common starling) is the source of this 3689-nucleotide messenger RNA. The record is from RefSeq and is a predicted model, not a curated record. Lineage: Eukaryota; Metazoa; Chordata; Aves; Passeriformes; Sturnidae.